AUCAAAUCCGGAUUAGCAUCAUACAUUUGGUAUUACGUUAGAAGGCGGGGAAAUGUAUAUAAAGGUUAUUUGGCAGUCGACCUAGCAUCAGUCGCUCAGCAGCAACCGAACAAACCCUAACAAACAUGAAAUCCAUCAUCCUUGUCGCUCUCGCCCUUGUGGCCGUCGCCGUGGCCGCCCCCGCUGAGGUGGAGCCCGUCCAGAUCCUCCGCUCCAACUUCGACCAGCAGCCCGAGGGCAACUACGAGUUCGGUUUCGAGACCCAGGAUGGUAUCCAGCGCCAAGAAAACGGAGAGCUGAAGGAAGCUCUGGAUGAGGAGAACAAGCCCCACAAAGUCAUCGUCGUCCGUGGCUCAUACAGCUACACCGACAAGGAAGGCAACCUCCAGACCGUCAACUACUUCGCUGACGAGACCGGCUUCCACGCUGAGGGUCCCUCCAUCCCCAAGCCCGCCAGGAGAUAAGCAACCAAUAACGACGCGCUGAUUAAUGAUUGAUUGACAUUUUUAGUUAAUCGAUUAUUUGUCAGCUGAUGUGCUUUACAAAUCUGAUAACGUUUAGCAAAUAACAGGACGGUUACCAUGACACCGGGGCGUGUGGCGGAGCAUCAGCCGCUCGCUCCUUGUAACUUGAUGCUCACUGCCAUAUUAUGUUCUAUUACUGUUGUGUUUUAGUAUCGUACUGUAAAUAAACUAGUUAAAACAUUCAA
Molecule: messenger RNA, 709 nt
Organism: Helicoverpa armigera (cotton bollworm)
Lineage: Eukaryota; Metazoa; Arthropoda; Insecta; Lepidoptera; Noctuidae
Product: larval cuticle protein 1-like
Exons: 3
Coding region: 126-464 (112 amino acids)
Cellular component (GO): chitin-based extracellular matrix
Molecular function (GO): structural constituent of chitin-based larval cuticle
Source: RefSeq, a predicted model, not a curated record